AUGGACAGUAGGAUUGAGUACACUGUCAACAAGUUUACUGAUGACACCAAGCUGUGUGUUGCCUCUGAUUUUAUGCUGCCAGGCAAGGCUCAAAUUUUAGAGAUGCUUGCUGUCACGAAUCUUGAAAGGCUGCUGCUGUACCAGAGGUACAAGGCAGAGACUCUCUGUGAGUUAACUCCAGUUGGAACAACCAUCUUUACAGGAUUUUCUGGAAACAAUGGUGCUACUGACAUUGAUGAUGGUCCGAACGGCCAGAUAGAAUAUGUCAUCCAGUACAAUCCUAAUGACAAGACUUCCAACAGGACCUUUGAUAUUCCUCUCACUUUGUCUGGAGCAGUAGUUCUACGGGAAAGACUAAAUUAUGAAGAGAAGACUCGUUAUUUUGUGAUUGUACAGGCAAAUGACCGGGCCCAAAAUCUUAAUGAGCGAAGGACAAGUACAACCACCCUGACGGUAGAUGUGCUCGAUGGAGAUGAUUUGGGACCAAUGUUUCUUCCUUGUGUCUUGGUGAAUAAUACCCGUGACUGUAGACCUCUCACCUACCAAGCAAGCCUGCCGGAACUGACUGAUCCUGUAAGUCCUCUUCAUUUUUUGCAGUUGUCAUCAUUACUAUCAGAAAAGUCCCACCAGUGUUACUGGUUUUACUUCCUGAAGGGGUUCUCCCAUGUCGCAGUUAAAUGUGCUGUCUUAAACAUUGAUGACAGAGAGAGGUUUUGCCCUGUGAACCUGUCUGAUUCUGGAGCCAGG
Messenger RNA from Eurypyga helias (sunbittern), 747 nucleotides. RefSeq names its product protocadherin-15-like. The record is from RefSeq and is a predicted model, not a curated record. The transcript is spliced from 6 exons. The annotation marks the transcript as partial. Gene Ontology annotation, molecular function: calcium ion binding; cadherin binding. Gene Ontology annotation, biological process: homophilic cell-cell adhesion; adherens junction organization; multicellular organism development. Gene Ontology annotation, cellular component: catenin complex; membrane; adherens junction. Lineage: Eukaryota; Metazoa; Chordata; Aves; Eurypygiformes; Eurypygidae.